GUGCCGAUUCCGAAAAUUGGUGUUAUGAUAAUACUUGCACGUGCACGGGUUUCUUCAACAUUGUUAAACGGUAACCAGUGUCCUUCGCACUAAAAAGUAUCAUAUGCAAGAUACAAGCCCGGAGUUGGUUAUCAUCCAACAACCAGUGUCACGCCGCAAGCGCCUACCGUUACUUUAACUCGGUCGCGAUUCAUCUGCUUUUAACUCGGGACACAAUCAUGAUGUACUCUCGCGAAAGUUCGCGCCUUCUGGCCAGGAUGCCACCAAUGCCAGUUCUUAACUUGCAGAAGUUAUCACGCAGCCUGGAGGCCAUCAAAUAUAUCUUCCUGGUCUUGCUAUUGGUCAAUUUUCGAUCUUUACCGUUUGCCUGGCACAUUCGCGUAUUCCUGCCGGUCCUACGACUCCGUCUUCAGUAUUACAUCCUACGACUUCGCAUCCUGUUCAAGCCCAAACAAGUCGGCGCAAAGCUACUCACGGAUUGGGGCGAGGGUUUAUGUCCAAUUGGCGCAGACCCCUUCAAGCUCGUGAGCGUUCAACAUGGCUGGACGAGUGUGGACGAUGCCGAUUAUAAUGGACACCUCAGCAAUUCCAGUUACGCGAAGGCCCUCGAUGCAGCCCGCCUGAAAUUGGCUCUCAAAGCCUUCCCUGCAUUUGCCAGGAGUGGUGGGUGGAUGGCUCUGGGCUCUACACACUUUCAUUUCAUUCGAGAAAUACCGUUCCUUCGGAGCUACGAAAUAAGACAAAGCAUCGGGGCAUGGGACCACAAAUGGAUGUUCAUUGUUGCUCGCUACGUCUCUUUCCCAAAGAAUAGGCGUAGUGAUGUCACCUAUAACAGAGACUCGGAUGGGAACAAUGGCAAUGGGGCCAGAUCAUCAAGGACACCGAUAACAUCAAAUGACUUUCCUCGGAUUUUGCUGAGCACACCUGCGGAAGGCUUAACCACCCCUGGGACCCCCGGUGAUGCGACCGAUGAGGACUCCAACCUUCAAGCAGGAAAGACGGCAAAGGCAAUGAAAGCCCUGGCUGCCGCCCAGUCAAACAUGCCUGAGCCCGACGGUGCCGUACUCCACUGUGUGGCGAUUUCAUGCAUUUGCUUCAAGCAUGGUCGCAUUACAGUGCCUCCUGGCGUUGUUCUUCCAUGUGAAGGUUUCUCGAAACCCCCCAGUACCGCUUCCGCCGCGCCGUUCUCGCCGACGAAUCCCCCCGCUCACUGGAAGAAGGUACAAGCACUGCGCGUCGGUCCAUCAGGCAGUAUGCCUGCGUUUGCUAAAUUCCUCAAAGGAGGCUGGCGCGAUGUGCCUGAAGGCGAGAGGUGGUGGGAGGAUGUGCUAGAUGGGCCGAUAGAAGCGCAACGAAAGGCAAAUCUCGAAGUCCUUGAUUCUCUCAGGACAGGGAUGGAAGGAGCGAGAUCCAUGGGGUAGUUACUUAGAAAAACUAUUUAUAUCAUUGGAAGCUAGCUCAACAUUCCUACAGCCAUGUAUCUCAUGCCUUGCCUCAACCCUGAUAUUAGGCGGGGCUAUAAUACCAUCCCAAGACUUGCUUUUUUAGUGAAGGCGACCUAACUUACACGCGGAUCAGGUCUGCACAUUAUGUGGAUGGUAUU
This is a messenger RNA of Suillus clintonianus, 1603 nucleotides long. RefSeq lists its product as uncharacterized. The coding region runs from base 219 to 1421 and encodes 400 amino acids. The record is from RefSeq and is a predicted model, not a curated record. Lineage: Eukaryota; Fungi; Basidiomycota; Agaricomycetes; Boletales; Suillaceae. The transcript has 6 exons.